CCAAGCCUACCAUUUCUCUGUCAAUCGACUUAUUGCUGGUUCAAGUUGAUAUAGAGCAGCCAUGUCCAGAGUAGUGGUCGUCGGUUCAGGCCUUUACGGGCUCAUCGCCGCCAAAACGGUCCUCCAAAUAUGUGGCGCAUAUGAUGAAGCACAGGAGACGCUCGGCAUAUAUGCAAGCGAGAUUCCCUCGUGCUUCACCCAAUCAUCUGAGUCCGGGAAACCGGUGCCUGCCUUGCUAAUUGUGGACGCUGCUUCAGGACUGGGAGGGACUUGGGCCUCCGAUCGACUAUAUCCGAACCUCCUCAGCCAGAACUCCUAUGGAUUGUACGAGUUUAGCGACCUUCCCUUGGCCUCGGUAGUUCCUCCGGACCCAAAAGAUCAGGACAAUCAGUUCAUCGCAGGCUGGAAGAUCAAUCGGUAUCUCCACGUGUGGAGCGAGAAGUGGGAUCUCCUCAAGCAUAUGCGGUUUAAUUGGAAGGUUUCCAAGAUCAGUCGACUGCCGACCAAGGAAUGGAGGAUAGAAAUCCUCACGAGCAGAUCACCCCAAUCAAUUGUGCUUCUGUGUGACAAGCUGAUACUAGCCACUGGCUUGACAUCGCAGCCAUUCUCACCGGACAUACCUCAUGCGGAUGAACGCUCGGAGAUGGUUCCACGAAUUCAUGCUAAGGACGUUGGAAACUACUGCCGAGACAAUCUCGGAUACCAUCCAAUCCCAAGUACCGAAAAGGAAUCAUCUGAGGAUUCAGACGAUCGUUCAAUAAAAGCUCAGGUCCUUCGCAGGGUAGCAAUCCAGGGAGGCGCCAGAUCGUCUUUUGACUUCGUCCACCUGUUCGCCUCACUUCACAAAAGCAAUCCGGAACUGCAGCUCAAAGUGGAAAACCAAGAGCCGAUUGAGGUCCACUGGGUCAUCCGCGAGCAAGGCUCAGGGGCGGCCUGGAUGGCACCACCCAUGUCAGAGCUUCCUAAUGGACAAUAUGUUGCCAGCGACAAGCAGGCCAGUACCAGAUUAUGUGGGAUCUUAACACCAUGCGUAUACUCCCUUCCCAAACGCAUCACACUGGUUCGAUCUCCGUCCGCAUUGAGGUGGAGAUUCCAGACGGAGGGGUCCUGGACCCGGAGAUUCCUUCACGGCAACCCAGUAGGGCGAUUUCUCGUACGGCAGCUAUGGAAGUCGGUGGACUGUCAGGUCAAUAAGUCCGCCGAUUACACAUCGGAUUCGAAGAUGGAACUGUUGCGUCCGACAAGGGGCAUAAUUGAUUGCGCAUCUUCGGGCGGCAUUGCGAACCAUUCCGAUCUCUGGGAAACCAUCCGCGCCUCGAACGUUCAUGUUCACCGGUCGGAGAUUGAAUAUGUCUCCGGAUCAGCAUCGUCUGAUGUUCACUUGAUCAACGGCACUCGAAUUCCAUCGGUCGACCUCAUCGUGCAAGCCACUGGCUAUCGGCCCAUCGUGCCGAUCAAGUUCGAUCCACCCGAUUUAGGCGAGACUCUUGGAUUAUGUUGUGACAAUGUUGAUGGCGAUACAGAAGCCCUCAAGCAACAGUACCAUCGCGACCAAUGGACGGCCUUUGACGGCCAUGUGUCAUCGCAUUUCCGACGCGUCUUCUGCUCGAGCAUGUUCUCGCGCGCCGAGUCAUCGCGCGACUCGACAUCCUAUCGGCUCUUCCGGCGCAUGGUGUCACCGGCGUUGGUGGCUGAAGGCGACCGCUCUUUUGUCGCCCUCGGCGUCGUGCUAAGCGGGACAAUAGCCGUGGUGGCCGAAGUGCAGGCAUUAUGGGCUGCUGCCUUUCUCACCGGGGGUCUGGACGGCGAUGGCGCGGGCCAUGGCCCUAUCCAAUCACCCUUGCGUCUCAAUUCGACCGCCGUCGAACGUCUCUAUGAAUCGGUCUCUGAAGAUGUGGUCUGGGGCAGUUUGACCGGGAGUGGACUCGACGUGGACGCAAUCAACUACAAUGACACGCUGCUGCGAGAUUUGGGGCUGAACCCUUAUCGCCUGGGAGGGAGUCGUUGGCACGAACUGACCGGGGUAUACGAGCCCAGUUCGUAUGGAGCUAUCGUCCGCGACUACCGAUCUGCACGUUCGGGACAAAAGUGAAGCAUCUUUUCUUUGCUUUUCUUUGUUUCCUCCUGGGCUGCCUGAGGCCAACAAAAGUGGCUGGUCCUGCCUGUUUGGGAAGGGCACCGGCUGGCCAAUCAGACCGCGUCAGGUGACUGGAGUGGGCCUUACCCCCUCAGGCAUCCGCAGGCACCCAACCAAUCGAACUCUGGAAAUCAGUCCAUCAUGAAACUAUUCAUGGAUAUUCUCCGCAAUUGCACCAGUAUUUGAACAGAGUGUCGAGUUAAAGGGCCCUCGCACAUACAAGAAUAGAAUAUGUAUUUUGCUUUGCCAUAUUUUGGCUAUAGGAUGGGUAUAUCAGCAGUGUAAACUGGG
Aspergillus steynii IBT 23096 is the source of this 2428-nucleotide messenger RNA. RefSeq lists its product as uncharacterized. Lineage: Eukaryota; Fungi; Ascomycota; Eurotiomycetes; Eurotiales; Aspergillaceae. The transcript has 6 exons. Bases 62 to 2092 code for a protein of 676 amino acids. The record is from RefSeq and is a predicted model, not a curated record.